Perkinsus marinus ATCC 50983 is the source of this 1456-nucleotide messenger RNA. RefSeq lists its product as hypothetical. NCBI's taxonomy places the organism in Eukaryota, Perkinsozoa, Perkinsida, Perkinsidae. The coding region runs from base 1 to 1365 and encodes 454 amino acids. The record is from RefSeq and is a predicted model, not a curated record. The transcript has 10 exons.
AUGGUGUUGGCUAAAGCAGAAGCGCUACAACUGGAUGGCGCGCCUCCCCUGCAGGAAAUGGUGGAUCUGGUGGCGUGUCCAACAGUGGAGGUAGAAGCGCUCGCCCUGGUCAUAGGGAUGCAGUCUGGUGCUGUUAUGGCUGCUUCGGUGUUCCUGGUGGAACUCCCACAUGGGAUAGUGCCACUUAAUGUUCCGAGGUUUGUGAAGAUAUGCAAUCUACCGUCAUUCGUUGAGAGUGUUGGCUGUGAAGUGUUAUUGGACCCGACUGCUAUCGGAGACCCAAGACAGUUGGUGCAUAUUUGUGCCGCAUCUACAGCGACAUAUGAGGCUAAGGUCGUUACGUGGACAGAAGAGAGUGCAGAUCUGCAAGGUCCCUCUGAAUGCCUAUCGGUUCCACCAGUGAAUACCGAGGCUGACGACGACCUUUCUUCUCCGAUCACAUCAAUUGCCCCUCUGAAGGGACAGGGGUACUUCAUAGUAUCGAAGUCUGCUGGGACGCGCAUCGCGGUAUCAGCGCUUCCGGAUCGUCUACGGGAGAUAAACCUGGUGGGGUUCGACCCUGCUGCUAGAUUGCAAGGGGAAGUGUUAUCGCCGAAUGGAACCGAGAUCAUUGCCAUUUGCUGUGGGGGUACGGUGAAUAAGCAGCAGUCUAGAGUCAUGCUACGAAGAGCUAGGAGGGUGAUGGUGGACAUCGAGACGGCUUUGCUGACUGGUCCCCCGACUGUGCAGCCUGGCAUCUCCUCAGAUGAGCAGGCUAAUCAGCUGUUGACUACUUCGUUGUUGAUCUUCAACGAGCAAGGGGAGAUGCCAGCAGCAUCUGGAGGAAUGGAUGUCGAUGCUGGUCCGGGAACAGCAGUAGGAGCCCCACUGGAAAGUACGGAGGAGCUCUUGUCCAAGGCACGGGUGGUGAUGGCUCUCCAUUGUGUGUAUUGGGCGAUGAUGCGCCGUUUGCAUACACCCAGGGCUACGUUCAUGGCAGUAGUCUCACGGCCUUUCCCUGAAUCAACAAUGCAGAAUGAACGAAGAGCCAUACUAAACCUGUUGUGGUCGGGUGGUCAGGAAGAUCUACUUGGCGAACAACAAUUGCUACCGGUGGAUAUUGAACAGCCCAACUUCCCCUCACCGGACUGUCCACUGUGUGGCGAUGUGACGCCGUCUAAGAUGACUGUUGAUGAUAAUGCUCGUGUGUUCAUCUGCGAGGCGAAUCCGACCCAUAAGGCCUUAAUGUGCCAAAAGACACGAAAACCUCUGGUUUUCGGUGCACUUCUACGGUGCUCUUUCUGCUCCGCCGUGUUCGACGCGUUCGAGGUCAUCACAUCAAAUCGCUGUUGCUUGUGCGGUUGUCGAACUGGCAUGGAAGUGUGAAGGAGAUGAUAAUGAUGAAGAUGGGUGUUGCAUGGAGAUUACUGAUGAUGACUACUACUACCAUUACGACUUACAACCACGAAUCGCAGCU